CGGAAGUGAAGGGGCCAUAUUGAUGGGUGACCCGGGGAGCGGCGCCCGGCGAGAGGCGGAGUGCUGAGGAGUGGUGGCGGCGUGACGCCCGGCCCCCGCCAGUCCCCCAUGGCCCCCUGGAGCCGACAGGCCGUCCUGAGUCUCUACCGGGCCCUGCUGCGCCAGGGCCGAGAGCUGCGCUACACCGACCGAGACUUCUACCUGGCCUCCAUCCGCCGCGAGUUCCGCAAGAAUCAGAAGCUAGAGGAGCCGGAGGGCCGAGAGAGGCAGCUGGAGAAAGGCUUGGUCUUCCUUCGCAGCAAACUGGGGGGGCUCGUGUAG
Molecule: messenger RNA, 321 nt
Organism: Ochotona curzoniae (black-lipped pika)
Lineage: Eukaryota; Metazoa; Chordata; Mammalia; Lagomorpha; Ochotonidae
Product: MIEF1 upstream open reading frame protein
Exons: 2
Coding region: 109-321 (70 amino acids)
Source: RefSeq, a predicted model, not a curated record